CACUGCUUCAUCGUCUAGCGAAGCUACCACAACUACCACCACAAUGUCCUCCAGCGUAGCACCUACAGACACAACGUCUUCUACUGAGUCUACCACUGCUUCAUCGUCUAGCGAAGCUACCACAACUACCACCACAAUGUCCUCCAGCGUAGCACCUACAGACGAGUCUACCACUGCUUCAUCGUCUAGCGAAGCUACCACAACUACCACCACAAUGUCAUCUAGCGUAGCACCUACAGACACAACGCCUUCUACUGAGUCUACCACUGCUUCAUCGUCUAGCGAAGCUACCACAACUACCACCACAAUGUCCUCCAGCGUAGCACCUAAAGACACAACGCCUUCUACUGAGUCUACCACUGCUUCAUCGUCUAGUGAUCAUCUACUGUAA
This is a messenger RNA of Anopheles coluzzii, 391 nucleotides long. RefSeq lists its product as uncharacterized. Bases 44 to 391 code for a protein of 115 amino acids. The transcript has 3 exons. The record is from RefSeq and is a predicted model, not a curated record. NCBI's taxonomy places the organism in Eukaryota, Metazoa, Arthropoda, Insecta, Diptera, Culicidae.